Molecule: messenger RNA, 2247 nt
Organism: Geodia barretti
Lineage: Eukaryota; Metazoa; Porifera; Demospongiae; Tetractinellida; Geodiidae
Source: the annotation of a GenBank genome assembly
AUGUCCACCCAUACUAUUGAUCUCCUUACCGGCUUGAACAACGCCCAAUCCGAAGCGGUGUUGUGCACUGAGGGUCCGCUGCUCAUAGUGGCCGGCCCGGGAAGCGGCAAGACACGCGUGGUUACCCACCGCAUCGCCCACCUGGCGCGAGAAUGCCACGUCAGCCCCUACCGGAUAGCCGCCGUCACCUUCACCAACAAGGCAGCGCGGGAAAUGCGGGACCGCAUUGCGACCUUGCAGGUGCCCGAUUCCGACUCCGUCUUUGCCGGCACCUUCCAUGCCUUCUGCGCCCGCAUGUUGCGCCGCUUCGGUGAAGGAGUGGGCCUGGACUCGAACUACACCAUUUACGACUCCGACGACCAGUUCGGCUUGAUAAAACAGGCAAUGCAAAUGGCCGACGUCGAUGAAAAGCUUAACCACCCCCGGGCCAUGCAAGGCAUCAUAUCCGGAGCCAAGAGCGUCCUGAUGGACUCGGUAGGCCUGGCCAAGCAGGCUCAGUUUGAGGACGAGCUCUCCAAAGAGAUGGCCGCCCGGGUCUACCACUAUUACGAGGAAUUGCUGGGUCGCAGCAACGCGGUCGAUUUUGACGAUCUGCUGAUGCGGGCUGUGCAACUGCUGCAAGAGAACGCCGACGUCAAGGAAGAAUACCAGCGGCGUUACCACUACCUGAUGGUGGACGAGUUCCAGGACACCAACAUCGCCCAAUACCGACUGGCCCGACUCCUAACCGGCCCCGACCAGAACAUUUGCGUGGUCGGCGAUCCGGACCAGUCCAUCUAUUCCUGGCGAAACGCCGACAUCAGAAACAUACUAAGCUUCCAGAAUGACUAUCCCGACGCCAGGGUCAUCACCCUGGAACAGAACUACCGCUCAACCCGGAACAUCCUGGACACGGCCAGCUCCCUGAUAGCCAACAACGGUAUGCGGGUGCCCAAGGAGUUAACUACCGAAAACGCGGCCGGAGCUGACGUGGUAAUCCACGAGGCUUACACCCAGGAGGAAGAGGCAGACUUUGUGGGCAAGGAGAUAUUGGAACUUGCCCGCAGAGAUCGGAUUAAGCCAGGCAGUUGUGCCGUAAUGUACCGCAUCAACUCCCAGUCGCGGUCCGUGGAAGAAGCUUGCCUCAGGCUGGGCAUCAAGUACCGAAUAAUUGGUGGCGUCCAGUUCUACCGCCGCAGAGAAAUCCGGGACCUGAUGGCCUAUCUCUGUGUACUUCACAAUCCCCAGGAUGACGUAAACCUGGCGAGGGCGAUCAACACCCCAGCGCGGGGCAUUGGGGACAAAACCAUCCAGGACCUGAGAAGCUGGUCGCUCAGUAAACGCUUGUCCGUGUUCGAGGCCAUUACCGCCGUUUCUCAGGCCAAGAGCGCCGGCCUCCCCUGUCCUGCUCCCCUGGCUGCCCGAGCCUACACCGCAGUGGCCCGAUUCGGAGACCUGUUGGGCAGAUUCAGCGAUUUGAAGGCCAAGCUGCCCAUGUCCGACCUGAUUGAUCUCCUGGUCAAGGAAGCGGGUCUGGAAGCUCACAUCAGAAAGACCGACACCAAUCCCGAAGAACGAAUGGAAAACAUCCAGGAGUUCAUUUCGCUUGCGGCGGAGUACGAGUCGGAUUCACCCGAAGACGACCUGUCGGCAUUUCUGGAGCGCGCGUCUCUCGUAGCAGAUGUGGACAACUACGAAGAGUCGGAAGAUACCCUGACCCUGAUCACUUUGCACCAGGCCAAGGGACUGGAGUUUCCCGUGGUAUUCAUUGUGGGCCUGGAAGAGGGCCUGCUGCCCCACAGCCGUUCCAUGGACAGCAACGCAGAGUUGGAAGAGGAACGGCGCCUGUGCUACGUGGGAAUUACCCGGGCCAUGGAGCGGUUAUACCUGGUCCGUGCUUUCCAGAGGCGAAUGUGGGGAAAUACAUCCGCUACUCUUCCGUCCCGGUUCCUGGAGGAGAUUCCCGAGAAUCUGAUCAGGUACGCCCGUUCACCGGGAGCAGUUACCGUCCCCAGCACGUCCUCCCGUACUGGCUACGACCGGAGCCUCACCACCUGGGAGAGCACGGCUGUCGACCAGGAACCCAAGGACCCAGUUUACGUACCGGAAGUAGGCCACACGGUGAAACACGACAAGUUUGGCAGUGGCCUGGUCGUAUCGUGCGAGGAAUGGGGCAGCGACUACCAGGUAGAGGUUUGCUUUGAUGGCGGUGAACUCCGACGCCUGCUGUUGAGUUACGCCCGCCUGGAAAAGGUGGAAUUUUACUAA